Messenger RNA from Pseudomyrmex gracilis, 2395 nucleotides. Its product is annotated as tetraspanin-6-like. Lineage: Eukaryota; Metazoa; Arthropoda; Insecta; Hymenoptera; Formicidae. The transcript has 9 exons. The record is from RefSeq and is a predicted model, not a curated record. Gene Ontology annotation, cellular component: membrane. Bases 535 to 1401 code for a protein of 288 amino acids.
GUUGACGAGAACGCGCUCUCGCUCCCGGAGAAGAUCUUCUUCGUCCGGAUUUGAAUCGCGAUACGAGUACCCGCUGCUUCGAUUCGGGUUCACGCGCGUGAACGUACGGAACGGUUUCCCUUCCCGGAUCGAUUUCUCUCGACAAAUGACAAGCGGGUGUGUCUCCGUCCGCGCUACCAUCUCCGCCGCUCUUACUCGCCGUGCCGAGGACGUCGUGCUGCGCAAAACGAACCGACAUGAUGUACCGCUCGAGGAUCGCGAACCACCUGUGAACCUGACACGGUAAACGCGAGCCAAAAUUGCGGAGUGACACUUGUGGAUGUACAUCUUCGUUGUGCGCGACGUCGCUUCGAUUGUGCAUUGCACUUUGUGUCUUAUUUUGAGAAACUGUGCAACAGUUAAAAGAAAAUGUCUAACAGGAUACUGGGCGCGAGUGACGGAUGUCGUAAGAUUGAUGACUAAGUGGAAAAAUCAAGAACACCAUAACCGAUCACGGAGAAUAAGGAUAUAAAUAAACAUACACAUAUUCCAGACAUGAAAUAUUUGAAAGCUGCGUUAAUCACAUGCAAUGUAUUAAUAUGGUUGUCCGGCAGCACGAUGCUCGUAAUGGGCAUGCAGCUGUUUCUCCACGGCCAGGGGCACAUCCUCAAUCUGUUCGUGUCUGAUCCCAGACCGUACGAGACCAUUAAUAUAGUAGCUUACUGCCUGUUCGGGCUCGGCUGCGUCGUGCUCCUGGUCGGCUCCUUCGGCUGUCACGCCGCGCUACGCGGCUAUCGAUGGAUCAUCAUCAGCUACAUAGUCAUGCUGACUCUUCUUGUUGCCGCGGAACUGGUGGUGGCGGCCAUCGCCGGGUUGAAGACACGUCAGAUCCUGUUGGAUCUCGAGGACCGACUCACCAAAAAACUGGCGGUGGACUACGGCCACUACCCGGACGCCGACAGCGACGUUUUCUUCAGCGAGAGCAUGGACUUCAUGCAGUACAAGUUCAAGUGCUGCGGAGUGCACAGCGACGGCGAUUACAACGGCACGACCUGGUGGAGAGACAGUUAUAUCUCGGGCAACAGGAAACAGGUUCCGCUCACGUGUUGUGUUCUCAAAAAUACCGAGAAACAAAAUACAGGUAGUCCGAUGAGCGUUGUCUCGAGGGUGUUUCACAAGAAUAAUGAGAAACCGUGGCAGUUUCCACAGCCGAAGGAUGAGGCCGCGUGUCAAGUACAAAUCGAGGAAGGUCACAAGGACUACAGAUACAAGGAGGGGUGCCUCGACAAAGUUUCAGACUGGCUGCAGUGGCAAAGUUGCCUGCUGAUAUUCUCAUGCUUUCUGAUGAUAGUGUUACAGGCGUGCGGCAUAGUGGCGUCCGCUUUCUUCUGCCGAUCGAUAAGAAACACGGAGGAGGAAUGAUCCAUGGUUCGUAGUCUGGACGAGGUGAAAAGAAUGUCGUGGCGCGAUCAUUCUCAGCACUAACAACAACUCUCCGGCGGAGGAUACACACAAGUUUUUUGAGUUUUUGUCAUCAUCUUGCGCGCGCGCCAUAUCACGCGUGGGAGAAAAUUUUUUUAUUGAAGUUGGUUUUGUCGAUCUCACGCGAAAACAAAAAGGCACGGGCAAUAUCCGGUUUCUAUUCCGAGAAUUGCGGCGUCCGCGAGCGGCGAUUAAGUACUUUACAGGAUGAGAUAAGUGCUAACGAUUGAUGCUAGAUCAAUCUCUCUGCUGUUCGUUUUUUGCUGCCAGUCAGCAAUACUGCGACCAAUGCUCUUCUACAUACACACGUAGAUAUUGCAAUACAUACAUACACACACACACACACACACACACACACGUGUACUUUCGUAUUCAAUUCGAUUAUCGACGGAACAACACGACAACACUGUUCUCUCACGCAUCGAAACGCGUUUCACGAUUCCAGCGAAGCAAAAAUUGACGAGCGACACACAAAUUGUUGUCAUUGACAUUUUGUGUUGUCUUGUAUGAGAUGUACGUACUUGCGUUACGUUAAACAUGUUAAGCGAUUGAACGUGCGAACAUUUUUUCCGGGUUUGAUUCUCUUUCUGCGAAAUUACACAAAAGCCCGAUUCGAGAUUGUAAAACCAAUCUUAUUUUGUCGUCUUUUUGUGAAAACUCAUCGUCGAACAAAUUGUUGCGAUAGAUUUUUGACGAACGAGAUUUGGGUGCGAGUGCGAUAAUAACAACGGAGAAGUAACUGGGGCUGACUGGCACAUUACAACUGUGAAUAUCGUUACUAUUUUCAGAGUUUCUACGACACAUUGUUUAACUUGUAAAUAUAAAUCGUAUAAGAAGUGACACGAAGUGUUUUCUCACUUACGAUAUAUUCCCGCUUUAAGAUUUUUAUUUACAAUAUAUAUAUAUAUAAUAAUUUAUAUAUAUAAUAUAUAUA